CGUUGUGCCCGCUACAGAAUAAUGUCCACGUUUCGCUCCAGAUCAUUCCCUCCUCCCAGGGGGAAGGAAAUGGCUGCAAUGGAGCUGGCUCAGGGGCCGGUGACUUUCGAGGAGGUGGCUGUGUAUUUCACCAGGGAAGAGUGGGCUCUGCUGCACCCCACUCAGAGAGCCCUCUACAGGGAUGUCAUGCAGGAGAACUAUGAGAAUGUGACCUCGCUGGUAGGGUUUCCAGUUUCCAAACCUGAUGUGAUCUCGCAGCUGGAACGAGGGGAAGAGCCAUGGAUCCUAGACCUCCAGGGCUCUGAGGAAGAAGUGCUCCGGAGAGGUGAUGGGAUGGUGAGUGAGAAUGAGGAGAAACCCCAGCAGGAAGAUGCUGAGCAAGUAGAACCACAUGGGACGUUAUCAGGAAGAUCCAAAGGGAAUGUUUCCGGGAGUUGUGCACUCCGAGAAAAAGCAAAAGCCUGUGAGAGUCAGGAGAGGCCAGAGGAAAACUUCAGUAGCCACUCAGACCUUAUAAUACAUGACAGAAUCAACUUGGAAGAGACACACUACACGUGCUCUGAGUAUGGAAAAAGCUUCAAUGGGAACUCUGCCCUUAUCACACAUCAGAGAAUUUACAUGGGUGAGAAACCUUAUGGAUGCUCUGAGUGCGGGAAAUGCUUCAAUCGGAUCUCACACCUUAUCAGACAUCAGAGAAUCCACACAGGAGAGACGCCCUACACGUGCUCCGAGUGUGGGAAAAGCUUCAGUCAGAGCUCUGCCCUGAGCACACAUAGGAGAAUCCACACAGGAGAGAGGCCCUACACAUGCUCCGAGUGCGGGAAAAGCUUCAGUCACAGCUCUGCCCUGAGCACACAUAGGAGAAUCCACACAGGAGAGAUGCCCUACACAUGCUCUGAGUGCGGGAAAAGCUUCAAUCAGAGCUCUGUCCUGAGCCUACACAGGAGAAUCCACACAGGAGAGAGGCCCUACACAUGCUCUGAGUGCAGUAAAAGCUUCAGGCGGAGCUCACACCUUUUCAGACAUCAGAGAAUCCACACAGGAGAGAGGCCGUACACGUGCUCUGAGUGCGGGAAAUGCUUCAGUUGUAGCUCACACCUCAUCUCACAUAAGAGAAUCCACACAGGAGAGACGCCCUACACAUGCUCUGAGUGUGGGAAAAGCUUCAGGCUGAGCUCAGACCUUAUCAUACAUAGGAGAAUCCACAGAGGUGAGAAACCGUAUGGAUGCUCUGAGUGCGGGAAAUGCUUCAGUCGGAGCUCACACCUCAUCUCACAUAGGAGAAUCCACACAGGAGAGACACCCUACACAUGCUCUGAGUGCGGGAAAAGCUUCAGUCAGCGUUCAAACCUUAUCAAACAUCAGAGAAUCCACAUGGGCAAGAACUGUAAUAAAUCCUUUGACUAGGGCUGGCCAAAGAUUUUUUUUUUUUUUUUUAAAUCACAUUUGCUAAUUCCCACAUAGUGAUUUUUGCACCAUAUUCACCGUGAUCUCUCAGCUCCACCAGAUGAGUUGCCUGCUUGUGCCUUUUGCAACUCACCUUCUUUGGGGUCAGUCCUGUGAUCUUUUCUAUCAACUCCUUUCCUUUUGAGUUGUAGGAGUGUGUCCCCCUCCAGCCAGGAAUGUUCAUCCGCUCCAGGUGGGAGAGAGAGGUUUGAUCCCAACAAGCUGAAGCAAAAACUACCUGUGCCUGACAUCCACUAGCACUGCACAUGGCGUUGGCUGCUCAAGUUAGUGAUCUUGGUGUAAAAAGACAAUUCUAGUUGUAGAGCCGAUGCAGCCCAGGUGCAGUCGUUAGCAUUAGGUUCCCCCUUGACCUGACCUAAACAAACCCUGAGCAUCACGGUUAUACUGUUCCCCCAUUUCAAAGCAACUGUUAGUCUUCAGGUUCCCCCUUUGGGAACAAAUUGUUUCAUUCCCAGUUGCUCUGAUGUUGCUUCAGGUUGUGCUGCAGAGCAGAUACUUUUACUACUAUUUUUAUCACUUCAAUAUUUUUAACUAUAACAAAGAGCAGGAACAGGGCAGGGAUAGGGGAAAAUGUUAUUUCACCCUCUGUAACAACAGAAGAAGAUAGGGUAAGUCAGAGAGAUUUCCUUAUUCCCCAUCACCAUCCCAAUCCCCCCCUGCUCUUCAAUUGGUUAGGUCAAUAUUUUUUCUAAAGGGCUGGGAAGAGGAUUCCCUAGUAAAUGACUUGGAACUACGCAAAAUGCCCAUACAUUUGGGCUCCCAAAGCAGUUGUGGCACGGGCUCUGCAGGAAGUCGAUCCUGAAGAUAUCACCUUCCUAAUCCGGUGCAUGUUGCCUAUUAUUUGGGAAAGGCAAUCCCUAUCUAGGUAAAGAUGGGGAAAAUGGAAGGGACAUUUCUCUUCAGCUCACCCCUGGGAGAUGCUGCAAAUGUGUAGAAAAUGAAAUCCAUGUUGAAUGUGAUAUAGCUGCAGAAAGAUACCUAUUUUUAAUAGACACCUGACAUUUGGUGUCUUACACGGAUUCUAAGCAGCACCUGAAUUUAAUCCCCAAUUUAAAUCUGUGCCACCAGAUUAAAGAAAUAAAAGGGCAUCUUUGGGGGCGUUAUACCUCACUAUCGCUACUGAUAUGUUGUGUGGUAGGUGAAGAAUUCUAUGCCAGAGAAAUGUAAAAUUACUCCAAGUAAGGUCAAAGAUUUGACAAGAACUCAGGUAAAAAUUGCAAGUACUGGUGGUUGAUUUUCACACCAGAGAUGGAAGCUAUGGUGACCUGUGGCCCAGGAAAACUAUUUUUAGAACCCUGCUCCCUUGUUAAGUGGUAUUGGUCACACUCCUAAGGGAUGCCAUAAUUAAAUUGGGAAUAACCGUCCUUUACCAUUUGGAUCCAAAGUUUCAUGAAGCACAGAGAGAAACAGCUGAUUCCUUCAGAGCCAUUCUAUGCCUAUGGGUCUGAAUCUGGCUACCUUGUUGGACAAAAGCACUUCCAUGCUGGGCAAAUGAUGGUAGCCAAUGAGGGAAUGUAUCAGAUUCCAAGUUCAGACUGCAGGAUUCAUGAUUGCUAAGUCCAGAGUCUGUGGUUUGGUCUCUUGGAUUUGCUAUUAAGUCUAGUGCAUUUGUAUCACUUCUCCUGCUGCUGCUACUUUGAAGGAUUAGAAAGUGUGAAAAUAGAGCACAGGUGGUUUUUCUCAUGAUGCAGCCUUCCCAUGUAGUGGGAGACUCCUUCCACCCAUUCUUCUUGGAGAAGACCCAGGGAGAAAUGAAUUCACAGAAAUGGAAGGCUCCUAGGUUAUUGUGGAAUGUGACUUCACACAAAGCUCAGUGGGUGGAAAUGGGAAUAAAGAGAAAACUGCCCUAUUGGUUUAUAUUUUGUAAUCGUUGGAUAAGUUGUUACCAGCAACAAUGAAAUUAAACAUGAAGUUAAUUAGUGUCACGGAAGAGGCUGAUGAUGUGAUAACUUUCAGUGUUACAAUAUAAUUCAGGUUUUCUAAUUCUCUCCCUGCUGCCUCCUACUACAUAGGAAAUGGUGGCUAAUCCUGAAAUUAAAACCUCACUCCAAAGGAAUUAGAGUAGGGGAAUAUGUGAGAGAAAUAGCAUGUAUGAGAAUAGAGACCCAGUAUAGACGGUAAUUAUUUCUAUUUAAAAUGGAAUUUAUUAUGAUAAAUUUUAAAAUAAAUCUUCCCUUAAGAGGAAAAUUACUUGAGACAGGAUUUGGAACCUUUUACCCAGUUAGAGGGUAACAGCCACAGAGUUCUCCAGGUCUCUUGUUUGCAAAGCAAAGAUGUCACAUCAGGCAGGAGAUGUCAAAAUCUAAAAUGGUGAUGGAUGUGUGAUGGUAGCUUUUCUGAGUUGGUGUUUGGUUUGGUUCCUUAAAUUAAAUUUUGUAACCAGUUAUUUUUAUAGGCCCCUUUUCCUUAGGCCUGGCUCUGGAAACCUCCCCAAAACUGGCCUUCUGUUUCUUUCAUGUUUGAUAUCUUUGGGGUUCACACAUCCACACUACAUGCAGUUCACAGCAACAGAUACUUUGAGAAAGCUGCUGGGUUAAGUGGGCCUUUUCCAAACUGACAUUGGCCCAAAGUCUGCCUCAAUUCAGCUGGAUUGGGACACGUCUGUAUCAAAGGAGUGGUUCACACCUGAUUUGCCCAGAGAUCUCGGGGGAGGUGUUGUAAGAUAGGAUAAGUAGGAGUCCACAACAAUAAAAUUAAAGGUAGGGGUGACAGACCUUCACCUUGCAGGUCAACAAGCCUGUUCUGUUCGUUCCCUCUGAUGCAUCUGGCACUGGUCACUCAGGCAGCACACUGGGCUAGAUUGACCAUUGAUCUGACCCAGUAUGACCAGUCUUGCGUUCUUCUGUAAGCCAUCUAGGGUCUUGUCUACAUUGGCAAGUUUCUGCCCAGUAAAGCUGCUUUCUGCAGUGUAAUGCCCGAGGGGUACACACUGCCAAGCCACUUACUGCGCAGAAACUGAACAGUUGCAGCGCUGUAAAAAAAAACAAAAAAACACUGCGACGAGAGGUGUACAGCUUCCAGCGCCCGGGCUACAGCGCCGCGGUGCCAGUGUAGACACCCUGGUCGAUUACAGUGCUGCGAUUGGCCUCUGGGAGGUGUACCACAAACCCUGCUCUCGCCUCUCCGGUCAUCAUUUUGAACUCUACUGCACUGCCCUCAGGUGACCAACCAUGAACCCCCGCCCCCUUAAAUUCCUUGGGAAUUUUGAAAGUCCCCUUCCUGUUUGCUUGGUGAUGCAUGCAGUGGUCUCAGCGCAUCUUUCCAGGUGACCAUGCCUGCUCCAUGCACCAAGCGAUCCCUUGCUUGGAGCAGUGUUGAAAUGCUGGACCUCAUCAGCAUUUGGGGAGAGGAGGCUGUUGUAGCUCUAAGGAUUAAUAUGCUCAUUUGCAUAGUUAGAAAGUAAACAGCUCUAACAGCUUUUGCAUUAGCUUCCUCUGCCAGAGGUGUGACAUUAGUUUUCUCUAUCAGAGGCACCACCAAAGGUGUGAUCCUAUAUCUUCAACACCAGGUCAUCAAAACAGGGUGUAAGUAUUAACCAAACCUUUGCAGCACAUAAUCAUGUAUUACCAUAUAUAUAUAUAUAUAUAUAAUAUAUAUAGCUUGAAUAACUGUGAUACAAUUAUAAUUUUGUAAUUCUAACCGUUUUACCAUUUACUUAUUAUGUCAUUAAUUUUAAUAAAAAGUCUUUAUACCU
Messenger RNA from Malaclemys terrapin pileata, 5161 nucleotides. RefSeq names its product zinc finger protein 34-like. Bases 22 to 1407 code for a protein of 461 amino acids. Lineage: Eukaryota; Metazoa; Chordata; Testudines; Emydidae. The record is from RefSeq and is a predicted model, not a curated record. The transcript is spliced from 5 exons. Gene Ontology annotation, biological process: regulation of DNA-templated transcription.